AGAGAUGCAAAAACUAAUGGUAUUUAAUUUGGUGUUGAUUGAUGUAUGAUAUUACUGAUAAAGUCUAAACAAAUACAAUGCAAUAAUGCCUUGAAAAAUAACAUUUAACGGUAUCCUAAUCCAUAUUAAACUCAUAUAAGAUAUAUAAAUAAUUGUAUAUCACUUACAUUGUUGGAUUAAAAUAUUACUUUCCUAGCAAGUAACGGAUUAGGAAACGAUCCCUAUAAAAAACCCCCCUAUUCACCACUUGAUCCAAGUCAUCUGAUUUAGAAUAUUACGAAAAUCUUUCACCAUGGCUGACACUAUGAGUUUCAUCAUCAUGCAUGCAUUGCUUGCAUUAUGGGCACUUAUUGUUGCACUGAUUAUGAUACUUAUGGCUAUCCUUUGUUUUCGCAAGGAUUCUUCCAACCGAGAUCAUGAAAUUGGGGUAACCAACUAUCCGAUAGCUGAACAGGGCAUGCAUGGACCGCCAUUGCAGAAGCACGAAGAAGCUUCAAGGCCGAUCAUGGUCGGGACCGUUGUUCAGUACAAGAAUGAAGAAGGAACUGAAUCGCGUUGCACCGAGUGUGUUAUAUGCUUAGAAGAGUUCAAAGAUGGAGAUUCUUGUAGGGUUCUUACAAACUGCAACCAUCUGUAUCAUCAACUUUGCAUAGAUGAAUGGCUGGUUAAGGACUCGCAUUGCCCCCUUUGUCGUGGUUCGACCAUGUAACCAUGUAUCUUAUUAUUAUUUUCAAGUAUUUAUCCGGACACGAGUAUGAGGAUAUGAUUACUCUGUAAAUAUAGAAAUUCAUUUAGAAAAGAUUAAACGUAUCUGUAACCAACACUCACAGAUA
This is a messenger RNA of Gossypium raimondii (Peruvian cotton), 833 nucleotides long. RefSeq names its product RING-H2 finger protein ATL73-like. The record is from RefSeq and is a predicted model, not a curated record. Gene Ontology annotation, biological process: protein ubiquitination. Bases 293 to 709 code for a protein of 138 amino acids. The transcript has a single exon. NCBI's taxonomy places the organism in Eukaryota, Viridiplantae, Streptophyta, Magnoliopsida, Malvales, Malvaceae.